GUUGAAGAUACACAGCCUGCGCGCAGGAUGGGAAAGGGCGUCAUGUUCACGAGCGUCAUGUAAGCGCAGCGGUUUGCCAUCACACCGACCGAUUUGCAACCCUCCUCCCAGUUUAUCAGUAAAAUACCAGCGAUUUCAGGGUCGUUAUCGAUACAAGCCAUUGCAUAGUGUUGCAGCCCAUAGAAGCUCACAACAGGGUCCAGAGAUGGCAUCAGUGAAGCUGGAAGACUGCAGUCAAACACUGGAACUCAAUGUGAUUGUCAAAGAGGAGGAGGAGGAGAGAGAAAUCGAGGAGGAGGAGGAAGAAGAGUAUGAGGAAGAUAAUGACAUUGACUCUGAUAUGGAAGAAGAGGAGGACCAGGGAGAAACAGGGCUUGUUAUUGUUAAAAGAGAGGAGGAGGAGGAGGAGGAGCGGGACAGAGAGAAGAAGCAUGAAGAGGAGGAGGAAGGUGUGGAUAGGACUAAGCCAGGAGAGGUUGCCAGCUCUGACCCAGACAGCCUAGAGGACCCUGACCCGGAGAGACCGUACCUCUGCUCCCAGUGCGGCAAGAGGUUCACUGCAGCCAGCAGCUUGAAGAUACACAUGAUGACCCACAGCGGAGAGAAACCCCACCAGUGUUCCGUUUGCGGGAAGGCCUUCCUGCGAUCCUAUGACCUGAGACGACACCAGGUGGUUCACAAAGGAGAGGGUGCCAGAUCUGACACGGAUAGCUCUGAGAAGCUGCACCGCUGCUCCGAGUGCGGAAAGAGGUUCCUCACAAAGACGCGGCUGAACAGACAUGCGCUGAUUCAUAGCGGAGAGAAACCACAUCAGUGCUCUGUCUGCGGGAAGUGUUUCUUACGACCCGACGACCUGAGGAGACACAUGACCAUCCACACCGGAGAGAAAACCAAGCACGUCUGCCAUCCGUGUGGGAAGACCUUCACCUUGCUACGGCACCUCAAGAUCCACCAGCGAGUACACACAGGAGAGAAACCAUACCACUGCUCCAAGUGCCCGGAGAGUUUCGCCCACCUGUUGGAGUAUAGGAAGCACAGACAGACCCACCGUAAGGAGAAACCAUACCACUGUGAUGAGUGUGGCAAGAUGUUCUCCCACUUCAGAACCCUCAAGGUUCAUCGUCUGAUCCACACAGGAGAGAACCUCCACCACUGCUCCUACUGCGGGAAGGGCUUCACGAUCAGAGGGAACCUCAACACCCACCUACUGACCCACACCAAGGAGAAACCGCAUCAGUGCUCCAUCUGCGGACAACGCUUCGCAAGAUCCCAGUGCCUGAAAAAACACAAGCUCAAGAAGUUACACAUGGAAGAGGUCCUCUACCACAUCUGCGACUGUGGUAAGAGCUUCACAGAUGUAGAGAAGCUGCAGACGCAUGCAAGGACGCACUUGAAGAACCUUGAGAAGAGGUUCUGCUGCUCGUACUGCGGCCGGACGUUCGUACGGGCUGGUGACCUUCAAAGCCACCAGAGAACACACACUGGAGAGAAACCGUACGUCUGCACUAUAUGCGGGACCCGUUUCGCCCAGUCUGGGAACCUGAGAGUGCACCAGAUCACGCACACUAAAGAGAGGCCGUACCCUUGUACUGUCUGUGAAAAGGGGUUCACCACACCGGGGAGUCUGAAGGUGCACAUGAGGCUCCAUACAGGGGAGAAGCCUUAUGUCUGUAGCCUGUGUGGGAAAGGGUUCCAUGUACCCAAAUUGCUGAAGAAACACCAGGAGCAUCACACAAGCGAGAUGACAGCCUCCUUGGACAUGACAUAGGAAAAGCCUACAAUUUGUCUGGAGGACUUUUAUUUUGGAAAACACAUGUCCUCAAUGAGACCAGUGGCCAGUACUUUAGUCACUGAGGUCUAUCCUUUCUCAAUUAAUCUUUCCUCGAUUAUCUCGCAUCCUCUCUCCUCACCUCAACUGUAUUGGAGGAGAAUAUCUAAAGUCCCUCCCCUCAGACCUUCUCCUCCAAUGAGUUUUGAGAAGAAGCUGAGGAGAGAGAAUGCAAGGACUUCGAGGACUGAUGAAUUGAGAAAAAAAAUCAGGUUUCAAUGGCCAAAGGAUUGCUGGUGGUUUCUCUGCUGCUCUCAUUAACACUAGCAUCGCUGGGCCUCGGGCACGUACCAGUGGAGCGUCUACAUUUGAAACAGUCUAUAAAUCCAUUUAAGGACAUGGGUUUUCAAAAUAAAAGUCAUCUGAAAUUGUGCUCCAAAUGUGCUUUUCAACAUCUCACUAGUUCAUGACUGAAUUUGUAGUGCUUCAUUUAGUGAUACAGCCUUCAUAAAGCUUCUCUAGGUUAACGCCAUAUAUGAAGACAGUAAUGAUAUAUAAGGAUGUGUUACAUCAUGUGUUGCCCUCUUUAGGUAGCCUAGUGGUUAGAGCAUUGGGCCAGUAACUGAAAGGUUGCCAGAUCGAAUCCCUGAGCUGACAAGGUAAAAAUCUGUCAUUCUGCCUCUGAGCAAGGCAGUUAACCCACGGUUCCCCUGAGCAAGGCAGUUAACCCACGGUUCCCCUGAGCAAGGCAGUUAACCCACUGUUCCCUGGGUGCGGUGGAUGUCAAUUAAGGCAGCCCCCCCUGCACCUCUCUGAUUCAGAGGGGUCGGGUUAAAUACAGAAGACACAUUUCAGUGGAAGGCAUUCAGUUGUACAACUGACUAGGCUUUUCCAUUAUAGCCAUCGUGGUUAUUAUUUGACCCUGCUGGUCAUCUAUGAACGUUUGAACAAUCUGGCCUUAAUGGUCACAUGGACUCUUAAAUCUCUACCCGACACAGCCAGAAGAGGUCUGGUCACGCCUCGGCGCCUGGUUCCUCUCUAUCCGGCACAGCCAGAAGAGGACUGGCCACCCAUCAGAGCCUACUUCCUCUCUAGGUUUCUUCCUAGAUUUCUGCCUUUCUAGGGAGCUUUUCCUAGUCCCCUUGCUUCUGCCUCUGGAUUGCUUGCUCUUUGGGGUUUUAGGCAGGGUAUCUGCAGAGCACUUUGUGACACCUGCUGAUGUAAAAAGGGCUUUAUAACAUAUGAUUUGACACGAUGUGAACACGUCAGUAUAUGUUAUGACAAUAAAUGCUAACUGUGUAA
This is a messenger RNA of Salvelinus fontinalis (brook trout), 3070 nucleotides long. Its product is annotated as zinc finger protein 883-like. The transcript is spliced from 7 exons. The record is from RefSeq and is a predicted model, not a curated record. Gene Ontology annotation, biological process: regulation of transcription by RNA polymerase II. NCBI's taxonomy places the organism in Eukaryota, Metazoa, Chordata, Actinopteri, Salmoniformes, Salmonidae. The coding region runs from base 206 to 1768 and encodes 520 amino acids. Gene Ontology annotation, molecular function: DNA-binding transcription factor activity; RNA polymerase II cis-regulatory region sequence-specific DNA binding.